Hyphopichia burtonii NRRL Y-1933 is the source of this 1146-nucleotide messenger RNA. RefSeq names its product deoxyhypusine synthase. The record is from RefSeq and is a predicted model, not a curated record. Gene Ontology annotation, molecular function: deoxyhypusine synthase activity. The transcript has a single exon. The coding region runs from base 1 to 1146 and encodes 381 amino acids. Gene Ontology annotation, cellular component: cytoplasm. NCBI's taxonomy places the organism in Eukaryota, Fungi, Ascomycota, Pichiomycetes, Serinales, Debaryomycetaceae. Gene Ontology annotation, biological process: peptidyl-hypusine biosynthetic process.
AUGUCAAGUGAAAACCAACAAGGGAAGCUUCCCAACCUUGCUUCCGAAGCAGUAUUAGUCAAGUCCGAACCGGUUCCAGAUAAUUUCGUAGAAGUUCUGGGGAUCGACUAUUCAAAAGAUUCCGCUUAUAAUAUGAAAGCAGUUGAUCUAAUUGAUUCAAUGAGAACCAUGGGGUUCCAAGCUUCUUCUGUGGCUUCAGCUUGUGAUAUCAUCAACAAAAUGAGAGAAUGGAGAGGUAAACAUAUUGACGAAUUGCCAGAGCAUGAAAGAACAGGUGAAUUUGAUGAUCAAGGAUACCAAAAAACCACGAUCUUUUUAGGUUAUACUUCAAAUUUAAUAAGUAGCGGAUUAAGAGAUACUUUAAGAUAUUUAGUUCAACAUAAAUUGGUCAGUGGGAUUGUUGCCAGUGCCGGUGGGAUCGAAGAAGAUUUAAUCAAAUGUUUAGCUCCAACUUACAUGGGUGAUUUUGCUUUACCCGGUAAAGGAUUAAGAGAUAAAGGUAUGAAUAGAAUUGGUAAUUUAUUAGUGCCAAAUGAUAACUAUUGUAAAUUUGAAGAAUGGAUUGUACCAGUUUUAGAUAAGGUUUUAGAAGAACAAGAAGAAAGCAUGAAGAAAUUAGGCUCCGAAGGUUUAAAUGCCGAUUCUGAUGCUAUUUGGACUCCUUCUAGAUUAAUUGAUCGUUUAGGUAAAGAAAUUAACGAUGAGUCUUCUGUUUUAUACUGGGCUCAUAAAAACAACAUUCCAAUCUUUUGUCCUGCUUUAACUGAUGGUUCAAUUGGUGAUAUGUUAUUCUUUCACACUUUUAAAGCUUCUCCACAAAGAUUUAGAUUAGAUAUUGUUUCCGAUAUCAGAAAAAUCAAUUCCAUGUCAAUGGAAGCAACCCGUGCUGGUAUGAUCAUCUUGGGUGGUGGUUUAAUCAAACAUCACAUUUGUAAUGCUUGUUUAAUGAGAAAUGGUGCUGAUUACGCAGUUUACAUUAAUACCGGUCAAGAAUUCGACGGUUCAGACGCAGGUGCUAGACCCGAUGAAGCCGUAAGUUGGGGGAAGAUCAAAAGUGACGCCAAACAAGUUAAGGUCUAUGCUGACGUUAGUGUAGUUUUCCCAUUAAUAGUGGCUGCUACUUUUGCAGCCCAAAGACCAAACUAA